Messenger RNA from Tachyglossus aculeatus (Australian echidna), 4080 nucleotides. RefSeq names its product phospholipase A2 group IVA (gene PLA2G4A). The coding region runs from base 179 to 2428 and encodes 749 amino acids. NCBI's taxonomy places the organism in Eukaryota, Metazoa, Chordata, Mammalia, Monotremata, Tachyglossidae. Gene Ontology annotation, biological process: glycerophospholipid catabolic process. Gene Ontology annotation, cellular component: nucleus; Golgi apparatus; cytosol. The record is from RefSeq and is a predicted model, not a curated record. Gene Ontology annotation, molecular function: calcium ion binding; calcium-dependent phospholipid binding. The transcript is spliced from 18 exons.
AGGCACUGAAAAAAGGAUCCUGCUCCAGAAAGCUAGAGGAAUAGUCGGGCCUUGGAGAAACCACAGGACCCCAGAACUGUUUAACCCAGCUACAGUACUUGGAGAGAGAGCUUUGAAGUGGGAAGAGGCUUCGUUUGAAAUAUAAAGACGAUUCUUGAACAGCAUAGCGAAACCCAAAAUGUCCUCUAUAGAUCCUUAUCAACACAUUAUAGUGGAACACCAGUACUCUCACAAGUUCACCGUGAUUGUUUUACGAGCCACCAAGGUGACUAAAGGUGCCUUUGGUGACUUGCUUGACACCCCUGAUCCCUAUGUGGAACUUUUCAUCUCUUCGACCCCGGACAGCAGAAAACGAACGAGACACUUCAACAAUAAUGUGAACCCCGUGUGGAAUGAAACUUUUGAAUUCAUUUUGGAUCCCAACUUGGAGAAUAUUUUGGAGAUUACUUUAAUGGAUGCCAACUAUGUGAUGGAUGAAACACUGGGCACAGCAACAUUCCCAAUAUCCUCCAUGAAAGUCGGAGAGAAAAAAGAAGUUCCCUUCAUUUUCAAUGCUGUAACUGAGAUGUUCUUGGAAGUGUCUCUUGAAGUUUGCCCUUCUCCGGAUCUCCGGUUCAGCAUGGCUCUGUGUGACCAGGAGAAGAUUUUCAGGCAACAGAGGAAAGAGAACAUAAAGGAGAAUAUGAAAAAGCUCUUAGGCCCUGAAAAUAGUGAAGGCUUGUGCUCAUCACGUGAUGUGCCAGUGAUAGCCAUUCUGGGUUCUGGAGGAGGAUUUCGGGCCAUGGUGGGAUUUUCUGGCGUUAUGAAGGCACUCUAUGAAUCUGGAAUUUUGGAUUGUGCUACAUAUGUAGCUGGACUUUCUGGAUCUACAUGGUACAUGUCAGCUUUAUAUUCACAUCCCGAUUUUCCGGAGAAAGGUCCAGCAGAGAUUAAUCAGGAGUUAAUGAACAGUGUCAGUUACAACCCCCUUUUACUGCUAACACCUCAGAAAGUCAAACGAUACAUUGAGUCCCUAUGGAAGAAGAAAAGCUCUGGGCAGCCUGUCACUUUUACUGAUAUCUUUGGAAUGUUAAUUGGAGAAACUCUUAUCCACAAUAGAAUGAAUAGCACACUGAGUAGUUUGAAGGAGAAAGUCGACAAGGCACAAUGUCCUUUGCCCCUCUUUACUUGUCUACAUGUCAAACCUGAUGUUUCAGAGCUUAUGUUUGCAGAUUGGGUGGAGUUCAGUCCAUAUGAGAUUGGGAUGGCUAAGUAUGGAACGUUCAUGGCUCCUGAUUUGUUUGGAAGCAAAUUUUUUAUGGGCACAGUUGUGAAAAAAUACGAAGAAAAUCCUUUGCAUUUCUUAAUGGGUGUCUGGGGAAGUGCCUUUUCGAUAUUGUUUAACAGAGUGCUCGGAGUUUCAGGCACCCAAAACAAAGGGUCCACGAUGGAAGAAGAAUUAGAAAAUAUCACUCCAAAGCACAUCGUGAGUAAUGAUAGCUCUGACAGUGAUGAUGAAUCGCAGGACCACAAAGGCACUGAAAAUACUGAUGCUGCCCAAGAACAUCAAAAUAAUAAUCAAGCAAGUUGGGUACAGCGUAUGGCGAUGGCCUUGGUGAGCGAUUCCACGCUGUUCAACACCCGGGAAGGACGUGCUGGAAAAGUACACAACUUCAUGCUUGGCUUGAACCUCAAUACCUCUUAUCCACUCUCCCCUUUGAGAGCCUUUGAUACCCAAGAAUCCUUAGAAGAUGAUGAAAUGGAUGCGGCUGUUGCCGAUCCUGAUGAGUUUGAGAGAAUAUACGAGCCAUUGGAUGUGAAAAGUAAAAAGAUCCAUGUGGUGGAUAGUGGACUCACAUUUAAUCUGCCAUAUCCCCUGAUUUUGAGGCCUCAGAGAGGAGUCGAUCUCAUUAUCUCUUUUGAUUUUUCCGCGAGACCAAGUGACUCCAGUCCUCCUUUCAAGGAAAUCCUGCUUGCUGAAAAAUGGGCUAAAAUGAACAAGCUCUCCUUUCCAAAGAUUGAUCCUUACGUUUUUGAUCGAGAAGGGCUAAAGGAAUGUUAUGUCUUCAAGCCCAAGAAUUCUGAUGUAGACAAGGAUUGUCCCACCAUUAUCCACUUUGUCCUGGCUAACAUCAACUUCAGGAAAUACAAGGCCCCAGGGGUUCCAAGAGAAACGCAGGAAGAGAAGGACAUUGCCGACUUUGAUAUUUUUGAUGAUCCCGAAUCACCAUUCUCUACUUUCAACUUCCAGUAUCCGAACGAAGCAUUCAAAAGAUUGCAUGAUCUCAUGCAUUUCAACACACUGAACAACAUAGAUGCAAUAAAGAAUGCCAUCGCCGAAAGCAUUGAAUACAGAAGACAGAAUCCAUCUCGCUGUUCAGUAUCUCUCAGUAACGUUGAGGCACGAAGGUUCUUCAACAAAGAUCUCCUGAAUAAACCAUCCACAUAAAUGGGAGUUUGGAAACUCCAUAGCAUCUGGAUCGGAAAACACAUUACAGAGGCCAAAUGUUACUCAGGAGAAAACCAAGUGGACAAAUCUAAAAAUCUUAUUUGUUUUGCUGCACAAGCAAAAUGCCAUUAUGAUCUUGUUGAGCUGAUAAAUGACUUUGGUAGCUAGCUACCUAUAAAUUCUGUCGGUAUGAAUUUCUAGAUGAACUUGUGGGAGCAUAUAGUUCAUUUUUCAACAUUCCUUACCAACUGUCUUAUCUAGGCUAUUUUUUUUUAAUGUUGAUUUUUUUUCCUUGAAUAUUUAAUGAGUGAUUUCAAAUAAGAUUUUUUAAAUGGAGUGUGAAUGUUAUCUGCUGACCAGAUAUACCACACCGUGGGACAACACUAUCUCUUAUUUAUAUAUAUAAAAUAAACCACGUAUUUCUAUAUAACGGUUCCCGUAAGGAGACUCAUUUUAGCAGUUGUACCAAUUUUUUAAAGGAAAAGGUGAAAUCGUGAUACUGUAGAUUGCUUUAUAUGCCAAUUAAUGAAUUAAACAGAGGUUUUUCAAUCUCCAGUCUAACAGAUUUUCCAAAUAACAGCUAUUGAAUUUUGCAAUAAGGCCAGUUUUCUUAAGAAGUGCAUAGUACUUGGUUAUUAUUGAAUAAGGGUUCUAUUCACUGGUUCAUCAAGCUGCAAAAGAUAUGUUCACUGUCACAUAGCAUGUCUGUUCAACAUGUUUCCCAUGAAAUAUCUGUGGGCAGUCCAGUUGACCAAUCCCACUCCAUUUUCCAGCUGUUAGCUAUUCCCAGGAAUUUCCUAGCAUGGUAACCAAUGGAAGAGUCAGCCCGGUCAUUGAUGCAGUUGAACUGAUAAGCCUAUGAUCACAUGUUUUUUGUGACAUUGCACCACAUUGCCACCCCAUCCGACUCAACAAAGUCAAUUAGCCGGGAGCAUAGAGACAUGGCCUCUAUCUGCCUCUAGCUCUAAUUUCUGCUCAUCCUCUAUGACCUAUUUAUCCAUUAUAUCCAUUAUUUCUAUCUGUCUUUUUCUUCCUCUUCCUCUUGGCACAGUUAGGCUAGAAAGCCAGAAAACUGGAUAAAGGACAAUUUUAGGAUACAACAUAAUUUGGCAUGUAGAAAAAUCCAGUGCCGAUUAUCCAGUGUCUGGAUCAUCUGGAACCUUACUUCUGCCAAUUUUCCCUCAAUCAAUCAAUCAAAAAAUUGCAUUUAUUGAGCUCUUACUGUGGCAGAGCACUGUACUCAGUAUUGGGAGAGUAUAAAGUAAAAGAUUGGUAGACCCUAUCAAAAAUCUUACAAUCUCUGAGCUUUGGGACCAUAUCUACCAAUUCUGUUGUGUUGUACUCUCCCAAUGCAGAGUACGGUGUUCUGCACGAAAUAAACUCUCAAUAAAUACCAUUGACUGAUUGAGUGAUUUGAGCGCCUAAUUAGAAGCAAUACUAGUGAAUCUAUAGAAAAUGAGGUAACACUGAAAUUAGUCAGUUUGGCUACUUAUAAGAAGUUGUAGUAAAAGAUUUGAUGAAAGAAGGAGUUGAAACUAUUAACUAAAAUGAGGGAUUUGGAUUAUCUGUGAUUUCAUUUAUCCAUUAUAUACAUGACCUUUUUUUUUGUUUUUUUAGUGGUAUUUGUUAAGCACUUACUAUGUGCCAGGCAA